AUGGACGCAGUAGAAAGCUGUACUGAACGCAUUCGAAGAGAACCUUAUGAUCCUCAUCUGUGGGUUGAGCGGGGUAGCUAUCUCCUUGCGCUUAACUACCCAGAGCUUGCAGUAGGAGACGCAUGGAAAAGCCGCAUGUUAUUCCAUCGUGAUCUCAAAGGUAUCGGCGAGCAAGAUCGCAGUGCUAGAUUGCAGAUGUAUGACAUUCUCGGCCAAGCGCUUUACGAUUGCCACUGCCAUUGGGAGGCAGCCAGCUUCUGGGAAGAAGUCGCGAAAGAAUUUCCAGAUAGUCACGCAUGUGAAAAGGCCAUCGCUCUUCGAAGGCUCUUGGGGAGCAAGGACAAGCUCGCAACCCCACUAGGCGGUACUUGGCAGGAACGGAUGGACCGGCUUCGUGAUGGAUGCGUUACCAGUGUUCAUUAUCCAUGGAUACAAGAUCGUCAUCUUCGUCGAACACAAGAGCUUGUGAACGACGUGAACAAUGAACUCAAGCAAAAUACCCAACAGGCCCCAGCAUGUUACUUGGGCAGUAGCACCCUAGCGACUAGAGAUGACAUGCUUGGGAUGUUUGCAUCGCGAUACAUCCAACCAGGUGAAUGCAUACUCAUCGACCGUACAGCGACAGGGAUAUGCAGCAUUGUCGAACCUCUCAGUUGUUCGAAUUGCUUUUCGCACAUCGAGGGUCUGCCCAUGCGAGCUUCAUGUUGCUCAGAAUCCUACUGCUCUAGUGCAUGCCUCGGAUUGAGUAUGAACACUUAUCACAAAGUGCUUUGUGGACAAGACUUUUCCUGGCUAUCUCAGCCUGCGCAAGGGCUGCAGCACAACGCAUCAUCAUUGCGACCACUUCUGAUGCUGCGAUUCCUUGCGGCCUGCAUUCAAUCUAGCGCUGGAUCACACCCACUCGAUCACCCACUUCUUGCACGCCUCCAAUCACUCACCAGAAACAAUCAUGUGGACGUCUUUACGAUGAAAGAUUCCGUCAUCACGCCCUUAAGGAUACUUGAGCAGCUCGGCAUUGAUGUCUUCGCCAAUCUAAACUUCGACACAAUGGUUUUACAUACCAUAUGGACUCGCCUCGCAAACAACAAAGCCGGCUCUCCGGAUCCAGCACAUGGCUUUAUCGACGAGGUUACACCAUUCCUUUCUUUCUUCAAUCAUAGCUGCGAGCCAAAUGUGGAGUUCAUAAGGCAAACUGACAGCACAACGAUCUGUUUCUACGCAAAAAGAGGGUUGAAGAAAGGAGAGGAACUUUUCGUUAGCUAUUUGGAUGUGCAGGACAUGUCGCUGAAUGAAAGGACGGAGAUGUUAUGGCCGUGGUUUGAAGAAAUGUGUUUAUGUCCGAAAUGUAAGAGAGAGGCUAUGCAGAGGUCAUGA
Molecule: messenger RNA, 1374 nt
Organism: Aureobasidium melanogenum CBS 110374
Lineage: Eukaryota; Fungi; Ascomycota; Dothideomycetes; Dothideales; Saccotheciaceae
Exons: 1
Coding region: 1-1374 (457 amino acids)
Cellular component (GO): nucleus
Molecular function (GO): protein binding
Source: RefSeq, a predicted model, not a curated record